CCGGACCUUGCCCGCUCCGUGCCCGCUCCGUGCCCGCCCUGCCGAGAAGGGCGCUCCGCUCACCAUGCGCCGGCCCCGACGGGGCUCGCUCUGGCUCGCCGCGCCGCUGCUGCUGCUCUCGGCAGCCCCUUGGGAAGCCAGUGCUGUCACCCUGGGGAAGAGGGACAGCUUGGAUUCCUUGGAUCUAGGCUGGGGAAGGGAAGAUGAUUACUACAGGAAAAGCGAUGGUCUCUAUUGCAAGAAGUGCCCUGCAGGCACCUACCUUACCAAGGAGUGUGAGGAGCAGAGAGGCUCCAGCACGUGUGAGCCCUGUGGACUCGGGGAAUACAUGGAAUAUCCAAACGCCCUCCUGUCCUGCCAGGAGUGCUCCAAGUGCAAGGAAGAUCAGGUGGAGCUGAGUCCCUGCCAGCCCCAGAGGAACACGGUGUGUGCCUGCAGCAACGGCACCUUCUGCCCCCCGGAGCACCCCUGUGAGAUGUGCCAGAAGUGCCAGCCCAGGUGUCCCAAGGGCCAAGUGAUGCUGAAACCCUGCACACCCUACAGUGACCUCCAGUGUGGUCCUUACACGGCCGCCUUCCCCUCCUACCUCAAGGCCCUCACAGGGAUUGUUGCGAUAGCUGUGAUCGUGACUGGGAUUGCUGUCUGCUGCUGGAAAUGCCGCUGCAGCUCCCCAGGGGAUGGGAGACCCUCGUGCAAGAAUCCCUUAGAAACUGUGAAGAUGCUGUGGUGCAAGACAGAGAACGUGGGCACAGAGGACAACAACGCCAACACGGAGACAGAGAGGGACAGGGCAGCAGAGAGACAGGAGAUGCUGCCAAGUAGGAGUGAGAGACCCUGGAGGACUCUGGUUCCAGCACCAGAGACUGAACCCAGUCAAGUGCUGAAGAGCUACUUUUACACCUUUGGGAGGAAAGUGCCCAGAGAUGACUGGAAGAGAUUCGGCCACAGCCUGAACCUGGAGGACAACGACAUCACCACGGGCAAGACCCUGGAUGAUUUCUACGACAUGAUGCGCAGGUGGCAGAACAGGGAGGGCUCCAAGGCCUCUGUGAACACCCUGCUGGACACCCUGGAGCGCCUCAGCCUCGGGGGGGUGGCAGAGGACAUCUGUGACACGCUGGUGCGGGAGGGACGUUUUCAGUACGAAACGAGCUGAAGGAGCAGGGCACACGCCCUGCAGAUGUGAAAAACUCAGAACAGCUCGAUUGGAGCUGUUCGUAGCUGUCCUGUGCCUCUGCUUUUGAAGCCAUCAUGAGUUCAGCUGAGCCAGGAGGAGCUGAUCCUCAUGUGAAGCACAAGCCUCAGGCUCCUCUCUCUGGAGUUACAGGUUCAAUGUUGGUUCUUCCUCGUGCAAUCCAAGCUGGUUUCUUGACUUCACUGGGUCAACACCAAGAGAUUCAAAUAAUUUCAAUCUGCCUUGGACCAUCUCGGAAGCAUUGGUACUACCCAGAUUUCUUUGAGAUCUGUGCAGAGAAGGGGUUUUGGCAUCCCUGUGCUUUUGAACUGGAUCAUCCUUGAUUCACAAAGGAUUCCUGGCAUCAUGAACUGGCUUCUGCUUCUAGAACAUCUCUAAGUAAGCUUCAUUCUGCAUGCUUGGUGGUUCUGCAAGCACAGCUGGGAUCUCGGGCUCUUUUUUGUGACCUAAAUUUUUAGGUUUUCUUUUUUUGUUUGUUUGUUUUUGUUUUUUGUUUACAUGGUUCUGCUUGUUCUUAGGAGCCAGUUUAAAACUGCCCUUGGAGGGGACAGCGGGGAAUGAUUGAUUUUGCACUACGGACACUGGGGUUGCCUGGGGAAAGGGACAAUGCAGGGGUCACCCAGCCCAGCCCCCUGCCAGGAUCAGGGACACCUUCCUCUCCAUGAGGUUUCUCCAAGCCCCAUCCAGCCUGACCUUGAAUGUUUGCCAGGAUGGAGCAGCUUAUCUGGGCAGCCUUUCCGCCAGUGUUUACCCACCUUCAUUAUGAAGUACUUUUUUGUUAAAUCUAACAUAAUGUGAAUUUCAUUUGGUUAAAGCUAUUCCUGUGUCCUGGUACUGGAAGGGCCUUGAAGGUGUCCCAGAGCCUUCUCUUCUCCAGGCUGGACAAUCCCAGCUCUCCCAGCCUGGCUCCAGAGGGGUUCCAGGCCUCGGACCAGCUCCGUGGCCUCCUCUGGAUUUGCUCCAGGAUUGCACAUCCUUGUGGAGGCCCCAGAGCUGCAGGCGGGGUGGGAGGAGAGGGGAGAAUGCCCUCGUGGCCCUGCUGGGCCCAGGUGAGCCCCGUGGCUGUGGGGUGGCUCUGCUGUCCCUCAGCGUGCAGGGGUGAAUGCACAGCGUGUGAGCGUGGCCAUGGUACCUCCUGCCCGUCCCAGGGCAACUUCUCAAGCACUGCACCUCACACAGAGCUCAGGGACAACCUAGCUGGGAAAACUACUGUUUUACUUGAGCUGCCACCCCAGUCCAGCCCAGUACAUCACCAGUGUGGUGCGAGGGUCCUGAGCACCCUUCAUGCUGCUCCCAUUCCCCCACCCUCCAAUAAGACAAGCAGAACUUUUGUACGUAUUUAUUUAGUAACUGUAAACUUUACAUAUAUUAACUUAAAAGCUUUAUAAAAAUAUUGUUUUUAUGCAUGGUUGUGUGUUUUUUACAGAGCUCUGGCCCAGCCAGUUGCUUGUCCAGUGUUUUACGUUUCUGUUUAUGAAGGUUUACUUAAAAAAAAAAAAAUU
This is a messenger RNA of Camarhynchus parvulus, 2697 nucleotides long. Its product is annotated as tumor necrosis factor receptor superfamily member 10B-like. Gene Ontology annotation, molecular function: protein binding. Lineage: Eukaryota; Metazoa; Chordata; Aves; Passeriformes; Thraupidae. The transcript has 10 exons. Gene Ontology annotation, cellular component: plasma membrane; cell surface. The record is from RefSeq and is a predicted model, not a curated record. Gene Ontology annotation, biological process: positive regulation of apoptotic process; TRAIL-activated apoptotic signaling pathway. The coding region runs from base 65 to 1156 and encodes 363 amino acids.